Peronospora farinosa is the source of this 1794-nucleotide messenger RNA. Lineage: Eukaryota; Oomycota; Peronosporomycetes; Peronosporales; Peronosporaceae. The record is from the annotation of a GenBank genome assembly.
AUGUCCUCUUCCUCACAAACUUUCAUUGCUUUACCAUUGUCAUCGCUUCAGAUGUCGUCUCAAUCCAGUGACAAGUCUCUUGCUCCCAUUUCUGCGUAUUUGCUAAAACAAAGUGCCGGUAAAUGGAAACGCAAACGUUGGAACCAACGCUGGUUUGUAUUAGACCGAAAAAAUGGCAUUUUGCGCUACUUUCGCUAUGCUUCACCUCUAGAAAGUGUGUCCUCAAGACAAGAUGCUCAUGGCGUGCUAUCACUCAAGCAGACGGGAGUUUCUCUGGUCGUCCAGGGCGAUUUGCCACCAGGAGUUCCAACCCCUUUUUGUUUUACUGUCUUGGCUGAAGGACAGCAAGAAAUUCGACUCUGUGCAGACACAAAAGCUGAAUUCAGACAAUGGACAACGGCUAUUUCAGCUGUUAUUAGUCCAUCGAGGGCUGGUUUGAGAGUGGGGGAGACAAAGGUCGCUCCGACGAGAAUGGCGAGUCCCUUGUCGCCAUCCUUGGCUGCUGACGUGUCAUCAUCGUUGCAAUUGCCAACAGUGAAGGAAAAAGUGGUGGAGACAAAGGAUCUGACAGCUCAAAAUGGGAGGAAGGAGAUUGCGCCAAAACAAGUGAUGAAGCAGAUGUACAACUGGGUUGGCAGCAACAAAAAUGUGCUACUCGCUCUGAAUCCUUUUAUUGUACUCGUGCAAUUUGGAAGCGUGUCUGCGUGGUGCUUUGUCGUUCUAUUGACCAACGUGACGUGUGUAUGGCUACUGUGGUUUCGAAAACCUGAGCCUCAUGUGUCCUCACGAACGACAUCACGUCCGCGAGCUAUUGUGACACAUGAAAUGUUAUCACCAGCGUCAUCGACAGGCUUUACGAGCGGCUCUGAAGUAUCGAGAGAGACAUCAAGUUCCAAGCUGGGAUCUGGAUCUGUGACAUCACAAACAUCCGCUACUACAAGUGACGACCAACUGCCCAAGCGUGCCACGUUUUUGGGUAAAAUUAAUGGAGUAAAAACGUCGGCUGGUGCCUCGUUAAAGAUGUGUGCAGCAGAAAUUGUAUCUGGGUGCUGGAUGCACGUCGACGCGACCCACUUUAACGUUCGCCAAGGUCCUAACUAUCGCAAGACGAAACUCAAAGCGGCUUCGGCGCCUGCAUUAUUGGAACUUGUCGCUGUUGAUGUCUAUCAGUCGGAUGUCAAAGCAGACAACAUCGGCAGCAUCGUCGAUCUCAGCGUUCUAAAACCCACGACAGGAAACCUGGAUCUAUUCAUCGUGAAUUGUCAAGUCCCUUCUUACCAACCUUCGAAUCCGCUGUGGGGAGAUAAACAAGGAGACGGAGCUGGUUUUAAUUUUGUGACGUAUUUUGCGAUCCCUCCAGCAGUUCGAGAGAUGCUCAACAGACCUGGUGAACCACCUCUUCAAGCUGUUCGUCUACUUAAAAGCUUCGUGGAAGGUCAGACUUGGGUUAGCGAGCGAUUUAAAGCGAUUGGAAUUGUCGUGAACCCACAGGAGCAGCAAUUAGGACGCGCGGAGUGUCGUUUGCUUGAAACGUACAAUGGGCAGCCAAUUCUCACACGGCCACAGCACAAAUUCUACCGUGGCGACGGAUACUUUGAGGUCGAUGUGAAUGCACACGAAUUCAAUUAUAUUGCACGCAAAGGGCUCGUGGGCGUCUCAACUCAUGCUUGUAACAUGAUUGUCGACUUUGGGUUUGUCUUAGAAGGACAGGAAGAUCAUGAAUUACCGGAACAAAUGCUCGGUUGUGUCCGACUUUGUAAAGUGGAUGUCCGGAAGGCCCCAAGACUUUUGUAG